CAAACUCCGAAGUAACAAAGGCAGACACAAACAAAAGCUCCUCUUUCUCUCUCUUCGACGAGAAGAAACGGCCAGAAAAUAAUAAGUGUGUGACAGUGUUUGUGUUGUGUUGUUGACCUUUGGAAUUGGAAGUGGGAAUGGCCAUCAAUAAUGGUGGGGGAAGCGAGGAAGGGGCAUUGCAGACAGUGCUUUACAUGUGGGGCUACCUUCCCGGAGCUCUGCCGCAGAGGACGCCCCUCUUGACGCCGGUUGCCGUUAGGGUUCCGCCGUGUGAUUACUCUUGGAAUGAUGUUUGCGGCGGUGGCUGUGGAUUCGCUAUUGCUAUAUCUGAAUCGGGGAAGCUCAUCACAUGGGGCUCAACAGAUGAUCUAGGCCAAAGCUAUGUGACUUCUGGCAAGCAUGGGGAAACUCCAGAGCCUUUCCCUCUUCCAACGGAAGCCUCUAUUGUAAAAGCUGCAGCAGGAUGGGCUCAUUGUGUUGCUGUAACAGCAGAACAUGGAGCAGUUUAUACAUGGGGAUGGAAAGAAUGUAUUCCCUCUGGGAGGGUAUUUGGUGAACCAUCAACAGGGGUAAGUCUUGAGAAAGAUGUGCCAGGAAGGCAUAGUCAAGUGUCCACAGAGCAAGUGAGCCCUCGUUCUCAAGGCUCAAGAUCUACUGGAGGUACUGCCUCCAGUAACAGUGGAGAAGAAAGUACAAAGCGAAGGAGAGUGUCUUCAGCAAAGCAAACAGCUGAAAGCUCGUCAUCCAGUGAUGAUAGUCUGACAGCAUUCCCGUGUCUAGUCACACUAAAUCCAGGGAUAAGGAUAGCUAGUGUUGCUGCUGGUGGACGUCAUACGCUAGCGUUAUCAGAUACAGGACUGGUGUGGGCUUGGGGCUAUGGAGGUGAAGGGCAGCUUGGUUUGGGUUCCAGAAUACGCAUGGUUUCCACUCCUCAUCUUGUUCCUUGUAUUGAUUCCUCUUAUUAUAGUAAAGAUAGAUCUGCUACACUGGCUCGAGGAAACAUGGGUUCAGAGGGACAAACUUUUAGAGUUCCUGGAAGUUAUAUAAAGAGAAUUGCUUGCGGAGGUCGACAUAGUGCAGUAAUUACAGAUGCUGGAGCCUUGCUUACUUUUGGUUGGGGACUCUAUGGACAGUGUGGGCAAGGAAUUACCGAUGAUGAACUAAGCCCAACUUGUGUAUCUUCCAUAUUGGGUAUCCACAUAGAGAGAGUUGCUGCAGGACUGUGGCAUACAGUCUGUACAUCUGCUGAUGGUGAUGUGUAUGCAUUUGGUGAGAAUCAGUUUGGGCAGUUGGGAACUGGUGCUGAUCAAGCUGAGACUCUACCAAGACUACUGGAUUCUCCGAGUUUGGAUAAUUUGCGUGCAAAGAAUAUAUCUUGCGGUGCUCGCCACACUGCUUUAGUAACAGAGGGUGGAAAAGUUUUCUGCUGGGGAUGGAACAAAUAUGGACAGCUGGGCCUCGGUGACGUAAUUGACCGAAACAUUCCUUCUGAAGUCAUCAUUGAAGGUUGUGCCCCUAAAAAUGUUGCUUGUGGUUGGUGGCAUACUCUUCUUCUGGCCGAGUCCCCCACUUGAUGUCAUGGUUUAUCAGAGGCUCUUGACCCAAUUGUUAGAUAGUGGUUCUGCAAUGUAUAUGAACAUACGGCAGUGGUAUACAUAACAUAGGCUUCAUACAUGUUUGCAUUGUUUCAUGGCGUGUGAAUAACCGUGACUAGCUCCAGUAUUUAACACCACAGAAGACUAGAAGAGUGAUAUCUGGCGUGGAAGGAAGUAUUUUCCACCUAUGUAACAUUCUUAACCAUUAUGUAUAUUUUAUUUUAUUGUAUAAACUGUCCAGUAAAGUUAUAUGCACCGGAAGUUAGUAUGCUGGCAUGUAAUAGUUGGGUAGGUAUAAAUGUAAUCCUUUAAAUUAGUAUCUGCAACCAUAUUUUACCCAAUUCACCGUGUGUUUGGAUGAGGGUUGGUAAAAUUUAUUGUGGUUAAAAUUGAUUUUGAAGUAA
Messenger RNA from Glycine soja, 1999 nucleotides. Its product is annotated as ultraviolet-B receptor UVR8-like. NCBI's taxonomy places the organism in Eukaryota, Viridiplantae, Streptophyta, Magnoliopsida, Fabales, Fabaceae. The record is from RefSeq and is a predicted model, not a curated record. Bases 138 to 1574 code for a protein of 478 amino acids. The transcript is spliced from 11 exons.